Messenger RNA from Heterobilharzia americana, 468 nucleotides. Lineage: Eukaryota; Metazoa; Platyhelminthes; Trematoda; Strigeidida; Schistosomatidae. The record is from the annotation of a GenBank genome assembly.
AUGUUCGAUACGAAAUGGAAAAGCCAUACUCGUAGCACGAACACAACGAAAACUACUGGUAAUGGACGUUUGCUGAUGAAUAGUCGAAGUGUCUACCUGGCAACAGAUGAACCCAUGGUUUUCAAACAGUUCACUACAGAUCAUCCGAAUUACACGUUGUACGGUAGUCAAAGCAGAUCACAAUCACCUAGUGUGAAAAAUCGCAUGAGUAUUGCUUCAAUGGAUGGUGCACUUGCUGAUGUGAUUGCACUAUCACAGACGGAUUUUCUUGUUUGCACAUUCUCAUCGAAUGUAAGCAGCCAUUUAACCAUUUAUUCACUCAGUCACAAAAUAAUAUCAAAUGACAGUGAGUUUGCAAAUCUAAUCAGGAAGCCUACUGGUGAAAUGCAACAACAGUCACAUGACAUACAAGAUACAUCAGCUUCUUUCGAAUUGUCAGUUCACUUCACUCUUCUAAUCGAGAAGUGA